GUCGCUCUUUCACCGUCACAGACGUUUCGUGCGCGCAGAAGAAGCAGGACAUCUGUAAUCUCGCUAUCGCAUUGUCGCAUCAUCUCGAAAUCACGAUGAUUGCGCGAGAUUAAAGGGACUAAAACUAUUUUGUAAAACUGCUAGACUUGACUUUAAUUGUUUUUGACCGUGACUGCUUCGCUUAAUUUUUUAAUGUGGUUUUGAAAUUUUUAAUAAGCACCUCUGUGAAACGUGAUUAUCUAAUUUUAAAAACCACAAAUUUGAUGGAUUUAUAAAAAUGUGAUAGAGUUUCGUGAAUUUCUGUAUCUUUAUCAAACUUAUCAUAAAGCAAAUAAAUUUUAAAAAAGCAUCUCUAUUUCUAUUUUUUUACAGUUGAAUAUCUUACUUGUCUUGUAAACAUAAACUGAUUUUAUAGUAAGUAAUUAAUCUGUAGUAAAUAAUUUAACGCUCGUUAUAUUUUUGUGGGAUGUUGGAAUAAUUCGUGUGCGACGAGAAAUAAUUGCAAUUUGAUAUUCUGUGCCAAAUUGCAAAUUUUACAAAUCUAUUUAAUCAAGUUCCUGAAUUCUAAAUGACGAAAAAGUGUUAUGGUGUCGAUGGCAUCAACAUAUAAAAUCUAUCGAAUGUGAAUAUCUGACUGAUGAUUUUUGCUUGAAAACUCGAGGCGCAAUGGAUUCGACGGAUAAUCGGCGAACGUUCGAUUUGGUCGAUUCGAUAGUAUUCAUCGGAAUGUUGGGCGUCUCUGCCCUAGUAGGCAUUUAUCAAUAUUAUGCGUCCAGGAAAAAAGCGGACGCCGUGGGAGAGUACCUUGUAGGUGGCCAAAAGAUGUCUGUAUUUCCGAUAAGCAUGUCAUUGAUAGCAAGCUACGUGUCGGGCAUAGCAAUCCUGGGAUUGCCGGCCGAAAUGUAUGUUUACGGAACGCAAUUAUGGUGCAUCGUAAUCGCGGACAGUUUUGUAUCCGUGACGAUGGCAAUCGUGUACCUGCCCGUUUUCUAUAAACUCCGAAUUACGUCGUCUUAUGAGUAUCUAGAAUUAAGAUUCAAUCGAGUAGUCAGGCUUAUGGGAUCUUUUAUCUUCAUCAUCAAGAUGCUGCUUUACAUACCGCUAGUGAUAUACGUGCCGGCGCUAGCCUUCAAUCAGGCGACCGGAAUGAAUCUUUACACGAUCGCGUUGAUGGUCUGUGCUGUGUGCAUCUUCUACACGACGCUGGGUGGCUUGAAGGCUGUCGUUUGGACGGACACUAUUCAGACGGUGCUGAUGUUCGCCGCCGUCAUCGCCGUUGCCGUACUCGGCACCGCCAGGGUCGGUGGCGUGGCGGAAGUGUGGAGAAGGAAUGUCGAUACAGAAAGAAUUGAAUUCUUCAACAUGGAUCUGGAUCCUACGAUAAGGCACACUUUCUGGGGCGUGGUGGUUGGCAAUUAUUUAAAUUGGCUGGCCACAUGUUCGGUGAAUCAAGCGAUGGUGCAGCGAUGCCUGGCGAUGCCGAAUUUGAGGAAGUCCAAUAUGGCAGUUAUCAUAAUGGCCGUAGGUAUAACGAGUAUUGUCUCGUUAUGUUGCUACACAGGAAUAGUCAUCUACGCGGCCUUUCAUGACUGCGAUCCGAUUACAACAAAGCAAAUAAGAAAGCCUGAUCAGCUGUUACCGUAUUUCGUGAUGGAAUUAUCAGAGGCGAUACCAGGCUUACCAGGAUUAUUCGUUUCUGGUGUAUUCAGUGCGGCAUUGAGUACAAUGUCGACCGGAUUGAAUUCCAUGUCAGGCGUAAUCUACGAAGACAUGAUCAAGCCGUGUCUCCGUAAACCGAUUUCCAACGUCGGUGCGAGUCGCAUAAUAAAAGCCACGGUUGUUAUAAUAGGAGCCAUUUGCGUGGGUCUCGUAUUUAUGGUGGAAAAAUUGAGCGGUUUAAUUCAGGCUGGUAAAAGCUUGUCCGGAAUAACUGCCGGGCCCUUACUUGGGAUGUUCACAUUAGGCAUGCUCUUUCCAAUGGCUAACUCUAAGGGAGCGCUCGUCGGUGCGUUGGUUAGUCUGAACUUGGUUGCUUGGAUAUCGUUCGGGACGCAAGCGGCGAUCUCCAACGGAUCGAUUUACUUCCCGGUGAAACCGGUAUCGAUAGACGGAUGCACUGAAUUGUUGAAAAGUACCGCCGGAAAUCUUACGAUGAUCAUCGAAACCGCUGUCAGAGAACAACCUUUCUUUUUGUACAGAAUGUCAUAUCUCUGGUACACGUGGGUAGGUUUCCUAAUUACAAUUUUAGUAGGUCUGCUGGUCUCCUGGUUCACGGGUCCGUCUAAAUAUAGUCGCGCGGACAAGAGAUUAUUUACACCCGUUAUACACUGUUUUUUAAGCUCGAGAAAUUAUCAAAACGAGAAUGAAGCUGAACUCACAAAAAUGACAAACGACGUGAAUAGUAUCACGCAAACCAGUUCAAAAUGUUAUUCGAUAGUUAUCGCAAUGGAUUUGACGGAUAAUCGAGGAACGUUCGACUUGGUCGAUUGGAUCAUAUUCAUCGGCAUGUUGAGCGUCUCUACCCUAAUAGGCAUUUAUCACUAUUAUGCAUCCAGGAAAAAAGUGGACGCCGUGGGAGAGUACCUUGUAGGUGGCCAAAAGAUGUCUGUAUUUCCGAUAAGCAUGUCUUUAAUAGCAAGUUACUUAUCGGGUAUAGCGAUGCUGGGAUUGCCGGCCGAAAUGUACGUUUACGGAACGCAAUUUUGGUGCAUCAUGAUCGCGGACUGUUUUGCAUUCGUGACGAUGGCGAUCGUGUACCUACCGGUUUUCUAUGAACUCAAAAUUACGUCGACUUAUGAGUAUCUAGAAUUAAGAUUCAAUCGAGUGGUCAGGCUUAUGGGAUCUUUUAUAUUCAUCAUCCAUAUGUUGUUUUACAUACCGGUGGUGAUAUACGUGCCGGCGCUAGCCUUCAAUCAAAUGACCGGAAUGGACCUUUAUACGAUCAUGUUGAUGGUCUGCCCCGUGUGCAUUUUCUAUACAACGCUGGGUGGCUUAAAGGCUGUUGUUUGGACGGAUACUAUUCAGGCGGUGUUGAUGUUCGGCGCCAUCAUCGCCGUUGCCGCACUCGGCACCACCAGAGCCGGUGGCGUGGUGGAGGUGUGGAAAAGGAAUGUCGACACAGAGAGAAUUGAAUUCUUCAACAUGGAUUUGGAUCUUACGAUAAGGCACACUUUCUGGGGCGUGGUAGUUGGCUAUUAUUUAAAUUGGCUGGGCACGUGUACGGUGAACCAAGCGACGAUGCAGCGAUGCCUGGCGAUGUCGAACUUGAGGAAGUUCAAUAUGGCAGUUAUCAUAAAUACCGUAGGUAUAACGUGUAUUAUAUCGUUAUGUUGCUACAUAGGAAUAGUCAUCUACGCGGUCUUUUAUGACUGCGAUCCGAUUACAACAAAGCGAACAAGAAAGCGUGAUCAGCUGGUACCGUAUUUCGUGAUGGAGUUAUCAAAGGCCAUACCAGGCUUACCGGGAUUAUUCGUUUCCGGUGUAUUCAGUGCGGCAUUGAGCACAAUGUCGACCGGAUUGAAUUCCAUGUCAGGCGUAAUCUACGAAGACAUGAUCAAGCCGUGUCUCCGUAAACCGAUUUCCAACGUCGGCGCGAGUCGGAUAAUAAAAGCCACGGUUGUUAUAAUAGGAGCCAUUUGCGUGGGUCUCAUAUUUAUGGUGGAAAAAUUGAGCGGUUUAAUUCAGGCUACUAAAAGCUUGUUCGGAAUAACUGCCGGGCCCUUACUUGGGAUAUUCACGUUGGGCAUGUUCUUUCCAAUGGCUAACUCUAAGGGAGUGUUCGUCGGUGCGUUGGUUAGUCUGAGCUUGGUCGCUUGGAUAUCGUUCGGGGCACAAGCGGCGAUCUCUAACGGAUCGAUUUACUUUCCGGUGAAACCGGUAUCAAUAGAUGGAUGCACCGAAUCGUUGAAAAGAACAGUCGGAAACCUCACGACAAUCGUCGAAACCGCUGUCAGAAAACAACCUUUCUUCCUGUACAGAAUGUCAUAUCUUUGGUACGCGUGGGUAGGUUUCCUAAUUACAAUUUUAGUAGGCCUUCUGGUCUCCUGGUUCACUAGUUCGUCUAAAUAUAGUCGCGCGGACAAGAGAUUAUUUACACCCGUUGUACACUGUUUUUUAAGCUCGAGAAAUUGUCAAAAUGAGAAUGAAGCUGAACUUGCAAAAAUGAUAAACGACGUGAAUAGUAUUACGCAAACUUCUUAAAAAUGUCAAUUUCUUCUUUCCUGUUUGCAGUUCAUCUAGACAAAAUGUAUACAAUCGUACAUGUCAAAUUUGUAUUCGUGUAUUUGAUUUAAUCCCGAUAUAUCAUCAAAUUACAUUUAUUAUACAAGCUACGCUUUACAAUCGGGUGACGAUACAAAUGUGUUUUUGUAUAUAUGCAUGUUGUAAUGGUUUAAUGCAAUUUAUAUAUUCUAUAU
Messenger RNA from Monomorium pharaonis (pharaoh ant), 4415 nucleotides. RefSeq lists its product as uncharacterized. The coding region runs from base 667 to 4200 and encodes 1177 amino acids. Gene Ontology annotation, cellular component: membrane. Gene Ontology annotation, biological process: sodium ion transport; transmembrane transport. Gene Ontology annotation, molecular function: symporter activity. Lineage: Eukaryota; Metazoa; Arthropoda; Insecta; Hymenoptera; Formicidae. The transcript is spliced from 27 exons. The record is from RefSeq and is a predicted model, not a curated record.